UUUCCUCCUCCUCCUCCCUCCGCCUGGUUUUGCAUGGUGGAGAGCGGAGGCUUCUCUUUCUCCUUCCUGCUUCAGACCCUGACAGCUCCAGGGGCAGGGCCCGGGAACCGCUCCGGCGGCAGUGUAGACUAGAAAAGAAGGGGGAGGAGGAGAGUGAGGGGAUAGUAGGUAUAUAGGUAGGCAGCCAGGCGCCCCAUCAUGUCCUCCUCAAGCAACGAGCUGAAAUCCGAGCUCUUUUACCUCGUUGCCAGAUUUCUGGAAGAUGGACCGUGCCAGGAGGCAGCUCAGGUCUUGAUCAGAGAAGUGGAGAAGAAGGAGCUGCUGCCCAAGAGGGUGGACUGGACGGGCAAGGAGCACCCCCGGACCUACCAGAAUUUGGUAAAAUAUUACCGACAUUUAGCACCAGACCAUUUAUUGCAAAUAUGCCAGAGGGUAGGACCACUUCUCGAGAAAGAAAUUCCUCAAAGUGUACCUGGUGUGCUAACACUACUAGGAGCUGGACGCCAGUCUCUGCUGCGCACAAACAAAAGCUGCAAACAUGUUUUAUGGAAAGGCUCAGGCCUUGCUGCAUUACACUGUGGACGACCCCCAGAGCUGCCUGUCAGUUACGGAAACUCACCAAGUAUAGGAAAUACACUUUUUGCAAGAAAGCUAAAUGGAAAGUACAAAUUUGAGACACUAGUCCCAACAGCCGUUUAUCAGCAUAUGAAGAUGCACAAGAGGAUUUUGGGACAUCUCUCCUCUGUUUACUGUGUAACUUUUGAUCGGACUGGCCGAAGGAUAUUUACAGGCUCUGAUGACUGCCUGGUAAAAAUAUGGUCAACAGAUGAUGGCCACCUCCUGGCAACAUUAAGGGGGCAUGCUGCUGAAAUCUCCGACAUGGCUGUGAAUUAUGAAAAUACAAUGAUUGCUGCUGGAAGCUGUGACAAGAUGAUCAGAAUCUGGUGCUUGAGGACAUGUGCCCCACUGGCCAUUUUACAGGGUCACAGCGCUUCCAUAACUUCUCUACAGUUCUCGCCACUGUGCAGUGGAUCUAAGCGAUUCCUCUCCUCUACUGGAGCUGAUGGAACAAUUUGCUUCUGGCUUUGGGAUGCAGGAACUCUAAAAAUAAAUCCCCGUCCCAUAAAGUACACAGAGAGACCACGACCGGGGGUUCAAAUGAUCUGCUCCUCUUUCAGUUCUGGAGGGAUGUUUCUAGCUACAGGGAGCACUGACCACAUGAUAAGAGUUUAUUAUUUUGGCUCCGGUCAACCAGAAAAGAUUUCUGAAUUAGAGUUUCACACAGAUAAAGUGGAUAGCAUCCAGUUUUCAAAUGGUAGUAGUCGGUUUGUAAGUGGGAGUCGUGAUGGGACUGCUCGCAUUUGGCAGUACAAGAAAAAGGAGUGGAAGAGCAUUUUAUUAGACAUGGCUACUCGACCUACUGGCGCACAAGGUGUAGAAGACAAGACAACAAAACUUAAAGUUACCAUGGUGGCUUGGGACCGUCAUGAUAAUUCCGUGAUCACUGCAGUCAGCAACAUGACUUUAAAAGUUUGGAACUCAUACACUGGACAACUCAUCCAUAUCCUUAUGGGGCAUGAAGAUGAAGUUUUUGUACUCGAAUCCCAUCCCUUUGAUCCAAGAGUGUUGUUUUCUGCAGGUCAUGAUGGCAAUGUCAUAGUAUGGGAUCUAGUCCGAGGAGUUAAAAUUCGUUCUUACUUUAACAUGAUUGAAGGACAAGGGCACGGAGCCGUGUUUGACUGUAAAUGUUCUCCAGACGGUCAGCACUUUGCUUGCACAGACUCGCAUGGUCAUCUGCUGAUUUUUGGCUUUGGUUCUAGUAGCAAAUACGACAAGAUCGCAGAUCAAAUGUUCUUUCACAGUGAUUAUCGACCUCUUAUUCGUGAUGCCAACAAUUAUGUUCUGGAUGAACAAACGCAACAAGCACCCCACCUGAUGCCACCACCAUUCUUGGUAGAUGUUGAUGGCAAUCCUCAUCCACAACGAUUCCAGCGUUUAGUACCUGGCCGUGAAAACUGCAGGGAUGAACAACUUAUUCCUCAAAUGGGAGUUACUGCCUCAGGGCUGAACCAAGUACUCAGCCAGCAAGCAAAUGAUGAAGUCAGUCCUUUGGACAGUCUUAUUCAGAGGCUUCAGCGGGAACAAGACCAGAGGAUAAAUCCAGGGACUGGGAACACCAACAGUCGCAUGGCGAGAGCUUCAAUCGGCUCCAAUCCAGAAGUUCAUUCCCCCCCAAAUAUUGGCUUAAGACGCAGCGGUCAGAUUGAAGGUGUUCGACAAAUGCAUAGCAAUGCUCCCCGCAGUGAGAUGGCAACUGAAAGGGAUCUAGUGGCCUGGAGUCGGAGAGUGGUAGUUCCUGAACUCUCCCCUGGAGUAGCCAGUAAACAGGAAGAAUGGCGAACAGCAAAAGGUCAAGAAGAAAUACAUCUCUAUAAAGCAGAAGAGAAAAAGAAAACUGUACCCAGUCAUAGUGUGAGAGAAAAUAAAGUAGCCACUUCUUCAAAGAAUCACACUGCUGAACUGUUACUUGAUCCUGGGGAUUCAGGAAAGCAGCUAUCUGGCCAACACAAUUAUCGCACUAGAGCUGCCCUGGAAGAGCCAGCAGGGACAACAGAAGACCUGGAGAAUGAAAACAGCUCCUCAGAUGAGGCAGAUGCGGAAAGUGAAGCAAUAGCUGCAAGUGGUGUAACAUCAGAUGACGAGGAAAAAACGGGUUGGAACAGUGAUGGUAGCAGUUCAAGUGAUUGCUCAAGUGAUUACUCAGACUGGACUGCUGAUGCUGGAAUCAAUCUGCAACCACCAAAGAAAACGCCUAAAGUAAAAAAAAAAAAAGCAGAAAGCAGCUCUGAAGAUGAAGGGGCUGAAAAGUUUAAACAGAAGCAGAGUAAAAAAGAAAGAAAGAAGGGUACUGAAGAAAAAGAUGGCCCAUCUGCAUCGCCAAAGAAAAAGAAGCCAAAAGAAAGGAAGCAGAAGCGUUUAGCAGUUGCAGCCCUUACAGAGGAAGGCUUGAACCUUGAAGAGUGGCUGCCAUCUGUGUGGAUUACUGACACUGUUCCAAGGAGAUGCCCUUUUGUGCCUCAGAUGGGUGAUGAGGUAUACUAUUUUCGCCAAGGGCAUGAGGCAUAUGUUGAAAUGGCCAAAAAGAAUAAAAUUUAUCGGAUAAAUGCCAAGAAACAACCCUGGCAUAAAAUGGAGUUGAGGGAGCAAGAACUCAUGAAGAUAGUUGGAAUUAAAUAUGAAGUGGGUUUGCCGACCCUCUGUUGUCUUAAACUUGCUUUUCUUGACUCUGAUACUGGCAAAUUGACUGGAGGAGCAUUCACAAUGAAGUAUCAUGACAUGCCAGAUGUAAUAGACUUUUUAGUACUUCGACAGCAGUUUGAUGAAGCAAGACGUAGACAUUGGAGCAUUGGCGACAGAUUUCGGUCAGUGAUUGAUGAUGCCUGGUGGUUUGGCACUAUAGAAAGUCAGGAGCCACUGCAGUCACAGUAUCCAGACAGUUUAUUCCAGUGCUACAAUGUCUGUUGGGACAAUGGUGAUACAGAGAAGAUGAGCCCUUGGGAUAUGGAACUCAUACCCAACAAUGCUUGCCAAUCCCUAAAUGUGGUCUGCACUAGUUUUACCGGUGAUCCAGCCACUGUUUUUCCUGAGGAGUUGGGCACCAGUGUACCGUUGACAGAAAUUGAGGUACGGUCGUUGCUCUACAGGACCUUGGAUGGAGAGUGGGGGUGUAGAAGCCGAGAUGACGAAUGUGAGAGAAUCAUUGAUGGCAUCAAUCAGCUGAUGACUCUAGACAUUGCUUCUGCCUUUCUGGCUCCUGUAGACCUCCAAGCCUACCCAAUGUACAGCAUGGUUGUGGCAUACCCAACUGACCUUAGUACCAUCAAACAGCGACUGGAAAACAGGUUCUACAGGCGUCUGUCUUCGCUAAUGUGGGAAGUACGAUAUAUAGAGCACAACACUCGAACUUUUAAUGAACCUGGAAGUCCAAUUGUAAAAUCAGCCAAGUUUGUCACAGAUAUUUUACUGGCAUUUAUAAAAGACCAGAGUUGCUAUGAUAUCAUUCCACAGUACAACAUCAUGAAGAAGCUGCUAUUGUCAGACUCUGAAGAGGAAGAAGAAAAAGAUGCAGAUUUACCUGGGACAUCCACUAGGAAGAGCAAGGAAUAUCGGCCAAGGAGAACACUGCGUAGCCGAGCCCAGUCUUAUGAUAUACAGUCUUGGAAGAAGCAAUGCCAGGAGCUGUUAAAUCUAAUUUUUCAGUGUGAAGACUCUGAACCUUUCAGGCACCCUGUUGACGUCCAUGAAUAUUCAGAUUAUAGAGACAUUAUAGACACACCUAUGGAUUUUGGAACAGUAAAAGAAAAACUUGAGGCUGGGACUUACAAAUCUCCUACGGAAAUGUACAAGGACGUGAGGCUAAUUUUCAGUAAUUCAAAGGCUUAUACACCAAGCAAAAGAUCAAAGAUCUAUAGCAUGAGUUUGCGUUUAUCUGCGUUCUUUGAAGAGCGUGCCGGCGCCAUUUUAACAGAUUAUCGCUCUGCCAUCAAAUUUCAUCAGAGGAGCACGAUACCCAAACGCAAGAAGAAAAGGAAUCGGAGCGACUCUUCCAGCAGCAGUGCAGCAUCUAGUCCUGAAAGAAAAAGAAAAUAUGCGAAGCACCAGCCAAAGCAGGAAAACGCAGCAAUGCCUUCAGGACUGCCCAACCCACGUUCAGCAGUUCAAAAGGUGCCAACUGCUCAAACAAAUGGCAAGGGAGCAGAAUCCAGUCCAUUGGCCCGCACAAGGAGUUACAGGCGUUCGAUAGAGCCAGUUUCUGCUGAUAAACCAUCUACUUCUUCACCUAAACCCAUGACAACAAGAUUGAAUAAUGCUGCAGGAAAAACAGUAGCAAUAGAUGAAAACUCAAUUAAACAUAGAAAUCAAAGUACUCCAAGCAGUACCAGCCAGCCAAUGACAACCACCCAGCUUAAAAAGAACACUGUGCCCAAAGAAAACCUGGAAAAGGAGAAGCCUCUGAAACGCAAAAUUAAAGGGAUGAACAGUCAACCACAAGCUGAAAGAAAUGAAGGUGCAGUGCCAGUAAGUGUUCAAGUUAAUGGACACAGCAGCCAGGUCAAGAAGCCAGGUGUGAGAGGUCGCCCCCCUGGCCGCAAACCGAAGAUGGUUAACAACAACGCUAGUAACAGUGACCCAAAUAAUAGCGUUCAAGUGGUUCCAAAGAAAAGGGGGCGGAAGCCAAAAUUUCCCAGGAACGAUGAUCGGCAACAAAUUGUACCCCAGGUCACACCUCAUACCAAACAGGUCAGGCCUGUUCCCCCAGUUAAAAAGGAAAAGGAACUGCCGACUUCAUCCAGCUGUAACUCUCAUGCAGAGCUGAAAGUUAAGAAUGAGAAUGAGGUACCAAAAAAGCGGAGGGGUAGAAAACCAAAAAUAAGAAUUGAUCAUACAGAGAUUGAUGCUGCUCCUUCCCCUCCUCCUUCUCCCCCUCCUUCUCCUCCUCCUCCUCCUCCUUCUCCACCUCCACAGUCAUUACCAACACAGACAGUGCCAGAAAAUGUGGAACAGGAACUUGUUAAAAUACAGACAAGAAGUAAAUGUAAAAAGGUUGAGGAACCUAUGGAUGUAUCCAGAGAGACUACUGAAGGCCUUGAUGAUUCUGAAUCCCAAAUGAGAACUAGAAAUCAGGGCAGGAGAACUGCAUUUUAUAAUGAAGAUGACUCUGAGGAGGAACAAAGGCAGCUGCUGUUUGAGGACACUUCUUUGACUUUCGGAACCUCAAGCAGAGGAAGAGUACGGAAAUUAACAGAGAAGGCUAAAGCCAAUUUAAUAGGCUGGUGAAAAUGUACUCUAAGGCAGCUCUACUUAAGUACUCCUACUUUAGAGUGCUGCUAUAAAGAAUUGGAAACCCUUCCAGGGGAAGGAAACAUUUUUUUCAUUGGGUUGGUGUUUUAAGUGUUUGUUUAUUGCCUAUGGAUUAGGUUUAAGCAUUUCAGUAUAUGUAGUCCUCAGACUAAAAGCCUUUAACAAAAUAAUAUCUGACACAAGUGGGUACAUUAUACUAAAUGCAAAAAUGGCAUCUGUUUGGGAAAAUUUCUCGACAUUGGUAGCUAGCUGAGAAAUAUAAGGAAGGAAAAAUAUGCUACCAAAUGUUAACCUCUGCUGACGGGAAAAAUACCCAAUUUUAAUCCCAGACUUUGUACAUUAUCUUUUACAUAGGCAGUGAAAUAUCCUAUAUAUACGUAAGCAGGUAUAUAAUUAUAUAUACUUAUAUAUCCACAUUGGAAAAUAUUUCAUUUAUGUCUAAUUUUGCAGACCGCGAUUCUAGUACCAAUCAAUAAUUCAGAUUAGUGUGCCAAAGACUGAGACUCAAUGCAGUUAAAGCUUAUGAUUUCUGCCUGUCAGAAUAGCGCACAAUCUUUGUGUAUAUAAGACAUACAAAACAACUUGUAUAUUGCUUUUGAGAAUAUUGUAAGCUGUGUUCACUUAAUCCCAUUUUGGUACUUUUAUUAAAAAAUGCAGUGGCAGGGUUGUUUUAAAAGAUGUUUUAAAAUGGGUUUUAAAAAAAAGAUGUAACAACGUGAUAUUUAGGUGAAAAAAUUGACUUUUUAUUUUAUUUUAUUUUUUCCAGCAAAUGUGAGGUUCAGAAGCACUGGUUUUUGCCAUUUAUUGUGUUACUCCUUUUACUUUAUAAAGGCCAAAUCUAGUUUGUCAUGGA
Messenger RNA from Rana temporaria (common frog), 6715 nucleotides. RefSeq names its product pleckstrin homology domain interacting protein (gene PHIP). Lineage: Eukaryota; Metazoa; Chordata; Amphibia; Anura; Ranidae. The transcript has 41 exons. Gene Ontology annotation, molecular function: protein binding. The coding region runs from base 199 to 5838 and encodes 1879 amino acids. Gene Ontology annotation, biological process: regulation of transcription by RNA polymerase II; regulation of cell shape; cytoskeleton organization. The record is from RefSeq and is a predicted model, not a curated record. Gene Ontology annotation, cellular component: nucleus.